AUGUUGUUCGCAGUCAUCCUCCUCCUUCUCUCCACCGUUUCGGCGGAUCAAUUCUGGCUCACCACCGUCGUGUCCGACUUCAAAGUUCGUGACCAGUGUGCCGUGUUCUGGAACGAGACACACGCGUGCCCAUCGCCUCUUCUUCGCAUUUCCACUGACAUUAACCAGCCGACCCAGUUCGUUUCCCGUGCUUGGCCAAUGAAAGAUGUGCUCGCAUCGGUAAGUUCUCUCUUUUUUUCCCCCAAUCCCACUUCUAAUCGUGUUCACUUUCAGACUGAAAAGCCCUCGUUCAUCAGUCAAUGGCACGGUUCCCUCGAGUCGGUCCGAGUAACCGCCCAGAUCGAAGGCAGUUCCCCGGUGAAUCCAUUCGGUCUCGUUGCCAAGUGCGAUCAAGGAUUCCAUCCGAGCAUUGUCUUCAAUCAGUCUUCCGUCAAUGUCAUGGAGACCCUCUCCGUCCGCAUUAUCGUCAUCGAAUCCCAGUGUUUCACUGCCAAAGUGCUCGUCAAAGUGGACAAGAAAUGCCCGUACUGUCCUCCCCCGACCACCACUGCUGCUCCAAUUGUAAGUUACUCCUCUCGCUCUCCCCCAUUUCAAUGCGUUCAUUUCCAGACCGUCUCCUUGGCCCUCCCAACCCAGCAGAAUCUGCUCAUCGCCUGCAGUGUCUUCCUCUUCCUCUCCUGCUUCUUCCUCGUCACCUUCUGCUGCGUUCUCCAUCGCUAUCUCAAACUCCGACGUGGAGUCAGAGUGUGCCCGUCUCUCGAGUCCGGAAUUUCCGCCAUUGCUCCCCUCUACCAGUCCACGUUCGACGAGAAGCAAGAAAUCAUCGAGAACGACCGGGCCCUCUACCCAAUUUCGCCUUCGUUCUUCGACUUCGACUUUGACGAUGUGGAUCUCAGCGAGGACAUCCUGCUGCCGCCGCUGCCGUCCGCUUACAGCAACUUCUGUUCUGACGAGACCAUCAUGAGCAUUUCCCGCCAGGUCUAUGUUUAA
Messenger RNA from Caenorhabditis sp. 36 PRJEB53466, 990 nucleotides. Lineage: Eukaryota; Metazoa; Nematoda; Chromadorea; Rhabditida; Rhabditidae. The record is from the annotation of a GenBank genome assembly.